Phacochoerus africanus (Common warthog) is the source of this 2001-nucleotide messenger RNA. Its product is annotated as cytochrome P450 1A2-like. The transcript is spliced from 7 exons. Gene Ontology annotation, molecular function: steroid 17-alpha-monooxygenase activity; iron ion binding; oxidoreductase activity, acting on paired donors, with incorporation or reduction of molecular oxygen, reduced flavin or flavoprotein as one donor, and incorporation of one atom of oxygen. Gene Ontology annotation, biological process: hormone biosynthetic process; progesterone metabolic process. Lineage: Eukaryota; Metazoa; Chordata; Mammalia; Artiodactyla; Suidae. Bases 88 to 1638 code for a protein of 516 amino acids. The record is from RefSeq and is a predicted model, not a curated record.
UAAAAGGUCCUUUACCAGGAACCAGAAGUUGUGUAUCAGCUCCUACAAUCCUGCUGAUCUCAAGCUCUGCCUCUACAGUUGGUACAGAUGAUAUUAUUCCAGCCCAGUCUCUUCUCAGCCACAGAGCUGCUCCUGGCCUCUGCCAUCUUCUGCCUUGUAUUCUGGGUGGUCAGGACUUGGCAGCCUCAGGUCCCCAAAGGCCUGAAGAGUCCACCAGGGCCCUGGGGCUGGCCCCUGCUCGGGCACGUGCUGACCUUGGGCAAGAGCCCACACCUGGCCCUGGCGAGGCUGAGCCAGCGCUAUGGAGACGUGCUGCAGAUCCGCAUUGGCUGCACCCCUGUGCUCGUGCUCAGCGGCCUGGACACCAUCCGGCAGGCCCUGGUGCGGCAGGGCGACGAUUUCAAGGGACGGCCCGACCUCUACAGCUUCACUCUGAUCACUGAUGGCCAGAGCAUGACCUUCAACCCAGACUCUGGUCCAGUGUGGGCCGCCCGUCGGCGCCUGGCCCAGAAGGCUCUUAACACCUUCUCCAUUGCCUCAGACCCAGCUUCCUCCUCCUCCUGCUACCUGGAGGAUCAUGUGAGCAAGGAGGCCCAGUGCCUCCUUGGCAAGUUCCAGGAGCUGAUGGCAGGGCAUGGGCACUUCGAUCCCUAUGACCACAUUGUGGUGUCGGUGGGCCGUGUCAUCGGUGCCAUGUGCUUUGGGAAGGGCUUCCCGCAGAGCAGUGAGGAGAUGUUCAGCAUCGUGAAGAACAGUCAUGAAUUCGUGGAGACCGCCUCAUCCGGGAACCCCGUGGACUUCUUCCCCAUCCUUAGAUAUCUGCCCAGCCCUGCUCUGCAAAGAUUCAAGAGUUUCAAUCAAAGGCUCCUGAAAUUCCUGAGGAAACUGGUCCAGGAGCGCUAUCGGGACUUUGACAAGAACUGUAUCCAGGACAUCACAAGCGCCCUAUUCAAGCACAGCGAGGAGAAUUCCAGCACCAGCGGUGGCCUCAUCUCCCAGGAGAAGACCAUCAACCUUGUCAAUGACAUCUUUGGGGCCGGAUUUGAAACAAUUACCACAGCCAUCUCCUGGAGCCUUUUAUACCUUGUGACAUAUCCUGAGAUACAGAAGAAGAUCCAGAAGGAGCUGGACACAGUGAUUGGCAGGGAGCGGCGGCCCCAGCUCUCCGACAGACCCCAGCUGCCUUAUAUGGAGGCCUUCAUCCUGGAGCUCUUCCGAUACACCUCCUUCGUUCCCUUCACCAUCCCUCACAGCACAACAAGGGACACGACACUGAAUGGCUUCUACAUCCCCAAGGAACGGCAUGUCCUCGUAAACCAGUGGCAGGUUAAUCAUGACCCGAAGCUGUGGGGGGACCCAUUCGAGUUCCGGCCAGAGAGAUUCCUCACUGCCGAUGGCACUGCCAUCCACAAGACCAUGAGUGAGAAAGUUAUUCUCUUCGGCAUGGGCAAGCGCCGGUGCAUAGGGGAGGUCAUGGCCAAGUGGGAGGUCUUCCUCUUCCUGGCCAUCUUGCUGCAGCAGCUAGAGUUCAGCGUGCCUCCAGGCGUGAAAGUGGACCUAACCCCCACCUACGGGCUGACCAUGAAGCAUGCCCACUGCAAGCAUUUCCAGGCACGUCUGCGUUUCCCCAUCAAGUGAAGUUACCAGAGUUCUGAGGCAGAGGGAAGGGUGCAGGUUGCUCAGGAACCUUCCUUUCAUCCUUUCUUUUAUUUUACUAACACCGUUAUAGAGAUGUAAUUCAUUUACCAUGUAAUUCACCUCCUUAACAUACACAAUGCAAUGGCUUUUAGUAUAUUCACAGGGUUAUGCUACCACACCACAAUCAAUUUUAGAAGCAUCUCAUCACCCAAAAAAGGAACCCAUACCUAUGGAUGGAGUCACUCCCCAUUUCCCCCAACCCACCUUCCCUGCCCCACUAGUCCUAGGCAACUAUUAAUCUACUUUCUGUUUGUAUAGAUUUGCCUACUCUGGAUGUUUAAUAUAAAUGCAAUUAUACACUAA